Messenger RNA from Esox lucius (northern pike), 2980 nucleotides. It is a transcript of the gene zbtb48, whose product is annotated as zinc finger and BTB domain containing 48. Gene Ontology annotation, biological process: regulation of transcription by RNA polymerase II. Gene Ontology annotation, cellular component: nucleus. The transcript has 11 exons. NCBI's taxonomy places the organism in Eukaryota, Metazoa, Chordata, Actinopteri, Esociformes, Esocidae. Gene Ontology annotation, molecular function: RNA polymerase II transcription regulatory region sequence-specific DNA binding; DNA-binding transcription factor activity, RNA polymerase II-specific; protein binding. The record is from RefSeq and is a predicted model, not a curated record. Bases 157 to 2520 code for a protein of 787 amino acids.
CAUGUUCCUGAGACGUUAGUCAAAAUAACUUUUUUUAAAUUAUAUUAAAUUCAGUGCACCAUUCCGACAACUGAUAGCUGAGAAACGAUUGUUAGCAUCCUCCAUCAAAGAUCCGGUGUCCCUUGCGUAGCAACUAUCGACAGUCAGUGGCGGGAGAUGCUUUUAAAGGUGAGCAGCACUCACGCCCAACGGGUGUUGGCCUUUCUGAAUGAGCAGAGGGCUCUUGGCUGGUUCUGUGAUGCUAAGCUGACUGUAGGUGAAGGUGGGAGGGCGUACAAUGCCCAUCGCAAUAUCCUGGCCUGCUUCAGUGAUUGGUUCAAGGAGUCGGAGUCCUCUACCGUGGUGGAGGAGGUUUCCCUUCCUGAGGAGUGCCCCACAGACGGCCUGGAACUGCUUCUGGACUUUUUAUACACAGGGGAGUUGAAGCUCGACUCUCUGAAUCUGGAACAUGUAAAAAAGGCUGCAGACAGCUUACGUGUGCCUGAUGCUCUCGCACUCUGUCAUCAGUUCGCCACGGAAAGGACAAUCUCCCUAGAAGGAGCUCAGUCUGCAGAUCUUUUGGCUGAGGACAACGGGUCCAUCCCAGCUGUGAAUUAUUCAGAAACCAAGGUCACCCUAAAACGGGGGAGGCCCCCCAAAAAAAGAGGGAGGCCCAAAAAAUCCAAAACCCCUAGUAGUGGCUUAACUAAGAAGGAUCCUACAGAGCUGACCACAACUGACACACCUGCCACCACAACUCGCUCUGGGCGUAGGGUGAAGGCCUCUAGAAAACUACUUGGAGAGGGCCUUAGCACACAGAUCCUGCCCCAAGAAAGGACCAUCAGCCAGGGGACACUGCCAUUAGUAAUAAGCCCUAAGCAUGGAAGUGAUGGAUCUGAGGAUGAGGGACAUGGCCUCCUCCAGCCUAUAGAUACAGCAGAGAUAACAGAUAUAGUCAGCCCAGAUUUAAGCUCCGAAGGUAAUUCUCAUCUGCGGCCCAAUGACGGCGAUGAUGAAGACGAUGGAGGUGAUAUGAUUGAGGGGUCAGAUGAGGAAACUGAUGAAGAGUAUGUGCCACAUGACCUGUUGUCCACCACCUCCAGUCCCAAAGGCAGACGUAAAGGACCAGGCACAACUGUCAACAAAGAAAAUGGUGAAGGGGCACCCGAUGGCUCUAAAAAGGGCUCUGUUCAGUGUCCCACCUGCAAUAAGACCUUCCUCAGCAAGUACUACCUCAAAGUCCACAAUAGGCGUCACACGGGUGAGAAGCCCUUUGGGUGCUCCAAGUGUGGGAAGCGAUACUACAGGAAGGAGAAUCUGACUGACCACCAGGCCAGAAACUGCAACUGUGGUGAAAAGAUAAAAGCAGUACACACCUGUCUUCAGUGCCCCAUGUCAUUUGAUAGAGUGGUGGAUCUACGUCUUCACACUGUCUCCCAUACAGGGGAAAUGCCCAAUAAGUGUGCUUCAUGUCUGGAACAGUUCAUGCGUAAAAAAGACCUGCGAAAUCAUGAAAUCAAGAUCCACGGCGCACCGAAACCACAUGCGUGCUCUCUGUGCACCAAAGCCUACCUGUCUAGAACGGAGCUGCGACUGCACGAGGCGUCCAAGCAUCGCGGCGAGAAGCUCUUUGUGUGUGAGGAGUGCGGACAUCCGGCCUCCAGCCGCAACGGCCUGCAGAUGCACAUCAAGGCCAUUCACAGAAAUGAGCGUCCGUUUGUGUGCGAGUACUGCAACCACGCGUUCACCCAGAAGGCCAACCUGAACAUGCAUCUUCGGGUUCACACCGGAGAAAAGCCCUAUCAGUGCCACCUCUGUGGGAAGACCUUCCGGACACAGGCCAGUCUCGAUAAGCACAAUCGCACCCACACGGGAGAGCGUCCUUACAGCUGCGAGUUCUGUAACCAGCGCUUCACAGAGAAGGGCCCGAUGCUUCGACACGUCGCGAGCAAGCACCAGGACGGCCGCCCGCAUUGUUGUAAGAUAUGUAGCAAGACCUUCAAGGCCAUCGAGCAGCUUCGUGUCCACGUGCGCCGCCAUCAGGGCAUGAGGAAGUUUGAGUGCGAAAAAUGUGGCUACAAGUUCACCAGACAGGCCCACUUACGGCGUCAUAUUCAGGUCCACAACCGCACGGAAAACUACAGCCCGCGGGAGAGAAAGCUCCGGAACCUAAUUGUGAAGGAGGUGGGGUCGCAGGAUGAGACAAACCCCUCACAGACACCGCCCACUGAGAACGAGAACCCAGAGGAGCCAGGUGUAGGUCCAGAUGCCUCUGGACCUACACCUGGAUUCGGCGUGUCUCCUCUUAGGGCUGUACCAGGAGCCGGUGACCUAGCCCAAGGUGUGAUCCAGCCCAAGGUGGAGUCCAGCCAGGGGACUGAGGUUGGGUCCGGCCAGACGGAGGUGAUGUCCACGCAGGAUUUGGGGUUGUCGGAGAUCAAAGACGUGAUGGACCAGGAGGCAGGAGACAACGCAGUCGCUGAGACCACUGUGGAGCUGGAAGACACCGAGGAUGAUCCUGCCUCCAAGGGAAAGGCUUGAGGAUGGGGAGGACGGGUCCGUGCCUCCCACUGUUAGACACUUUGACUCACCAUGGGAAGGGAAGCCCUGAGCAGCGGGAGUGAAACCUACUGCAAGACUUCAAGAGCUCCCACAGGGACCACUUGUUCAGCAGUCGAAGCACCCCUUUAAUUUCUGUCACCAUGUGUUCUGUCUACAUAAAUGGCACGCUUGGGGAGUUGCACUGGAAAACCUUACCCACUGGAAGUUCCCACCCAGCCCGAUAGGCUAUGAAAACCCCUACACUGUGGACAUUAUUCAUUUGGCCUGUUCAUGGGGACUAACAAUGAACUACUGUACAACUUGGCAUGGAGCACUGAAGUUAUUUCAUGGUGUUUCUGUGUUUUACACUGUAGAUCUAGUGAAUGUACAUCUGUCAGAGAGUCUUGCAUCGUCUAGCCAAAUGGUAUAUAGAAUAAAGUGAGUCCUGCCUGCAGUUUUA